AUGACUAGUAUGGAAUUCCCUAAAGGUUUCUUUUACAUUAAGUCUGCUGACUCACCUUCGGGUGCUUCCACGUCUUCCCCUGCCUCCCAAAAUUUGGUAGUGGACGUUGAACGCGGUUUUUUUGUGUCUUGGGGUGCAAUUAAAGACGGUUCAAAAACUGUUGUUGCUCUACAAAAAAGUGACGCUGACCACGACCCAUAUCAACUUUGGAAGUAUGAAGACGGUUGGCUCGUUAAUAAACAAACUUCUCUAUGUUUAGAAGCUGAGAGUGGAAAAGUUGGUAACCGUCUCAUCCUUCACCAUCGAAAGAGUCCUCAUCAAGCUGCAAAUCAACGAUGGAACAUAAACAAGGAUGGACAUAUUGCCUUACAAAGCCAUCCUAAACACGUUAUCGACGUUAAAGGUUCCGUGAAAGAAGGUGCUUCUAUCUUGCUCGCCGACAGUGGUUCUAAAGCUUUUGGCAAGUCUAAUCAUGCUAAGUGGACAGUGAUCGCUUUAUCAAAGAAGAAAAGUCGUAGCGGAGGUGCUAUCGGUGUCAUUAGAUUGGAAUUAGUGGGAGCAAAGGAUCUUAAAAGCGUUGACUCUUUCCUCACAGGAGGAAAAUCCGAUCCUUAUGUUCGAGUUUUUCACCAGGGUGGUAAAGAUGUUAUCGCUCAAACCAAAGUCAUCGAUAAUAAUUUGGAUCCUGAAUGGAACGAAGUUCACUAUUUACCAGUAAAGAAUAUUGGUGAUAAGUUCAUCUUGGAAGUGAUGGAUUUCAAUACCUUCACCAAGGACAAAACGCUUGGUCAAUGUGUUUUCGAAGUUACUAGAGAAGUAGUUAAAGAAGUUGGAGAUGACUUAUAUGAAGGAACAGCAGCGGGUAUUGAUACUUGGGUUAAACUUUCAAUCAAAGGACAAAUUCACUACAAAGCAAAAUUCUUCCCGUUAACUCCUUUGCCGGAACCAUCGACAGAUUUUCUUGCAAAUCUUAAAGAAAAACCCUUUGAUCGAUCAACACUUUUCACACUUAUCACGUUGCAGUCACCAGAUGGUAGCUUCGCUCCUUCUAACACCUUAGCCAAUUUAUUUGGUUAUCCCGAUUCGGAAGCCAUGUUUAGUUUAUAUAGAGCCAAUUGUCAUGAAGAGAGAGUCUUGGAAAUUAACAAAACGAUCUGGACCACUAGUAUGGUUUUAUGGUUCUUGAGAUAUUUAUUAAAAGACUUUCGAAAUGAAUGGAGCGGCGCUUAUGAACGUGCAGAACAAUAUAUCAGUAAAGAGAUUAGUGGUGACUUGGAAAUCGAAGAGAUUGUUAUUGCCUCUGGAAGAAAAGCCGUCCGUGAAAGAUUUGACAUUAAGACCAGUGAUCCACAAAAAACGGUUAUUACACGAGAAAAGAUCAAGUCAACACACAUUCAUCGUAUCAUGAAAUUUCAACUUAAAACUAAUGGUGCAUUCCAAAUCAAUGAUGAACUUGCGAAGUCCCUUUCAUUUGAUAAUGCUGAUCAACUCCGCACAGCACUCACUGUACAUAUAAACAAGCAUGCUAAAAACUCAAAAAUCACGCAUUUGGUAACUCAAGUCUGGGUUAAUAUUCUUGUAUUGCAUUUCUUACGACUAGUCUGCGUGGAACAUCAAGCCGAAUGGAAGGAUACUUAUUUAAGAUCUUACAGAUGGUUAUGGGGACAAUUCAAAAGCAGAGAAUCAAUUGAACAAGAAGCAUUUAACAUUGUCAGUUCAUAUGUGAAAGAGCGAUAUAGCGUUAAAGAAGAUGCCUUUGAAUUGGAUUCUCAAUUUAUGAAGAUUAUUUCCGAAGAGAUCAAUUCCAUUAGGAAAGGUUCCCGAGAAAUUACAUUCGGGGGUGGAAUCGUUCCUGCCAAAACCCUUUACGGUAUUGCACGAAUUAACAUUAUCAAAGCAAAGAAUCUCAUGCAAGCCGACUCUUGGUUUGGUGGUGGUGCCUCUGAUCCUUAUAUGAAAAUCUCAAGUGUAUCUACUGGUUAUGAAUACGGCGAAACUCGUGUUAUUUACAAUACUAUCAAUCCAGAGUGGCAGCAAGUGUUUUACAUUCCAAUUUAUGAUCUUAAUGAUAAAUUCAAGUUGCAAGUUUACGAUUAUAAUGCUUUCUUCAAGCAUGUACUUUUGGGAUAUUAUGUUCUCGAUCUCAAAGACUUUAUUAAGCUUUUGGGUAAUGGAACCAUUGAAGGAAAGCAUUUAGAACUUGAAUCCACUUUGUCAAUAAAAGGAUCUAGUAAAGGAAAGCUUAAUUUUACCGCCGAUUUUAAUCCCUUUUCCCAAAACGAGACCGAUUUAUUUACAACCACCACUAUAUCGAAAACUACCAUUACAAUUCGUCACUUAUAUCUUUUGAUGACUUAUCAACGUCAAGAUGGUUGUUUCGAAUUAAAUGACAAUGUUGCAAGCUUGUUUAACUUUUCUUCCAAGGAUGAGUUAAUAAAAGCAUUUACCACUUACGUACAAAAGGACGAACUUGUGAAAGCUCUUCAUGUUGAUGUUUGGAGUUCUGCAUUAAUUACAGCAUUAUUUAAAGCUUUAUUCUGGGCUCAUCGACGAGAGUGGAAUACAGUUGACCAAAAAACUGAAACUUACUUGAGCGAAACUGUCACCGAUCUUGAAACUGAAGAACGAUUAUAUAAUUUGGCUAAUAAAUUUGUCGUUGAACACUUUAAAAUCUCUGAUUGGGAAAGUGAAGAGCAAAAAAGGAGUCUCGGUUUAAGUCUCCAACCAAAGAAAACGAUUAACACUCGUCGUAAUAUUAAUGUACGUCAAGUACGUCGUUAUAUCAGCUUUCAAAAAGACACGGGCUGUUUCGAACUUACCGAUCAUAUGUCCGAAUCUCUUGGAUUCAGUUCAGCUGAGGAGGCGAAGAAAAUCUUCGAAACACAUUUCGCUAGUUAUGCAAAAGCUUCAAAACUUGAUGCCAACGUGUAUAUUUCAGCUGUCAUGAUUUGGCAUAUGAGAUACGUGAUGGUUGAUUUCAGAGGCGAAUGGGCUGAUAAAUAUAAGAAGACAGCUUUGUGGGUAAGUGAACAAGUGAAAGACGAACAAGUUGAAAAAGAAGUUCUUGAGGCUGCAAAGAUUUUCGUCAUGAAGAGGUUCGAAGUUGACGCGGAAUCAAUAGAAGAAGAUGAAUCCUUCGAGGAUUCCUUGAAAUUUAAACCUCAACCCGUUUCACACGACGAUGCAGCUGCAAACGACGACGAUUUUAUCGCAGGAGAUCAAGUCAUUGGUCUCCUCAGAAUCAGAAUCAAAAGCGCCAAGGAUCUUCCAAAUCAAAGUUGGUUUGGAACGAAACCGGAUCCUUAUGUUAAAAUUCUUGAUGCUUCUUCAAAAGAAAUCAUUCGAACUCGAACAAAUCAUGAUACACUUGCCCCUGUUUGGGAAGAAAUUCAUUACGUAUCAAUUCAUGGCCCUGGUGAAAAAAUCACCUUUGAGAUUAUGGACGAAAAUUUAUUCAUUUCUGACAAAACUCUUGGUUCUUAUGUUCUUGACACUGAAAAGUUGAUUGGUAGAAAUGAAGAUGGUUCUUUCACUGCCGGUGAUCUUGUAGAACAAUGGUUCUCGCUUCAAAUUGGAAAAAUUUUUAAAGGAGAGUUGAACAUGGAAGUCCAAUUCUUUUCCACCUCUUUUAACUUGGAAGAGAGCUUUAUCUUCAAACGAGAAACCAUCGAUCUUAAACACCUUUACAUUCUCUUCAGCUGGAGACUUACGAGCGGUUCUUUUGAAUUUUCUGACAACUUGUCUCGUUUCUUUAAUUGUAAAUCCGAGGAAGAGUUAAGGAGCGUCUUCAAGAAAUUCACCAUUGCUGAAGAACGAUUGCAAACGUUAAGCCAAUCUGUCCUUAGUACUGCAUUAGUGAUCACAUAUUUGAAACUAUUAUGUUGGAAACAUCGUCAAGAGUGGACAAAGAUUAUUGCAAAUAGUGAAGAAUGGUUGAGUUUAGAAAUCGAUGAUAUUGAACUUGAGGACAAAUUAUAUGGCGCUUGUGAAAGAUUCAUCACCGAAAGGUUCCAAAUUAAAGAAUAUGAGGAUCAACAGCAAAAAUGUUUAGUUACAAGAGAUAAACGAGAAAUAAUUACACGUAAAUCCAUUACUUCUCGAAAAGUUCGUUAUAUUCUCAAUUAUCAAACCAAAGCUGGUUCUGUUCCCCUUAACAAUAAGACUACCGAAUUCUUUGGAUUUGAAAGCACUGAGGAGUUCACAAAAGAACUUCAAACCCAUUUCCAUAGCGAAAGUGUCACAAAAGUUCACCAGGAUGUUUGGGUUACCGCUUCUACAAUUUGGUUCCUACGUUAUGUAGCCGUAGACUUUCGACAAAAUUGGGUCAAGGUUUAUGAUCAAGCAUCCGAAUAUUUAAGAGUUCAAUGUAAUGGUGACUCAAAAUUGGAACAAGAAAUUUUAGAAAGUGCCAGGAACUUUAUUAUCAAACGACAUCAAGUUGAUAAAACAUCAAUUGAAGAUGAUAAUAGUUUCGCUUCGGCCGUUGAGAACAAACAAAAGGCAAUUCAGCGAGAUGAAGUUGAACAGAAGAGACAAGAGCUAAUUAGAUUAAAUAAGAGAAGAGUUUCUUAUCGAGAAGUAAAACAAACCGUUACAGUUGAUUCUGUCAAGAGAUAUCUUUCUCAUUGCAAAGAAGAAGGAGGUUUUAUUUACAAUGAUGAUGUCGUUGAGCUUUUGAAUUUCACGGAUAGCAAGUCCUUCGAGACUUCGAUUCAGAGUCACUUCGUAUCUGAACGUACUUCGAAACUUGACAAAAAUAUCAUCACAACUGCCAUAUCGCUUUAUUACCUUCGUUUGGUGGCCUACGAACAUCGUACCGAAUGGAAAUCAUCAUAUGAGAAGUCGUCUGCAUGGUUAAAACAACAAGUGAAUAAUGAUGAAGUUGAGCGAGAGUUAACUGAUAUUGCAAAGGAAUUCGUCAUUAGUACUUACAAAGUAAAACCUGAUACGAUCGAAGCGGACAUGAAGGAAUACCCAAAACCAGUUUUGCCAACAAAGGUAAAAGAACCAACGAUCAAACCAGUCACGGUACAAGUCACACAACCUAAGUCCAUCGUAACGGAAGCUGUUGAAAAAAGCACCUACACAGUUGAGCAAAAACGUGUAGCUCUUGUUUCCGUUCAAUCAUCUACUACAGUUGAAAAGACCAAGUCAAUCAUUUCUUAUCAACAUACAGAAGGAUACUUCAAAUUAAGUGAGGUUGUUUCCAAGAAACUUGAGAUCUCCGAGGAGUCCUCGAUUAAAUUGAUUCAAUCUUAUACCACCGAUGAGUCAAUCAAACAAUUAACGACCAAGGCCGAAAUUGUUUCGACCGCUUUGACGAUCAGUUAUCUGCAGACAUGUGCUAAUCAACAUGAGACCCACUGGAAGGUUCAAUAUGAACAGGCAAGGAAAUACCUUAAAGAACAAAUCAAAGAUGUUGAGAAAGAAGAACAAAUCUUGGCCAUAAGCAAAAAAUUGGUAGUAGAAAGAGCGACUCAAAAGGUUAUCCGAAAACAACAACGUUCCACUUUGGCUUCCAUUCAAACUUCCACAACAAUCGAAAAGACAAAAUCUAUCCUAUCCUCAUUCAAAUCGAAUCAUUUCGAAUGGAACCAAACCAUUUCAAAGAAACUUGAUGUUUCCAAUAACAAUUUUGUUUCUACUUGUGAAUCAUAUGCCACGUCUAAUAAACUCAAAGAUACGAUCACGACGAAAACCUCCGUGUGGCAAACCGCAAUUCAACUCCAUUACCUUAAACUUUCAGCCUCUCAACAUGAUAUUCAAUGGAAGGCUCAAUAUGAAACCGCAAGGAAAUGGAUAAGCAUUCAGAUCAAAGAUGCCAAAUUAGAAGAAGAAUUAAUGGAAGCUUCCUAUAAGCUAUACGUGGAAAAAGCUACGCAAAAGGUUGUCGUCAAAAAGAAACGUGCCGCCUUAUUACACAUUCAAUCAAAGACCACAGUUGACACAGCAAAGGCCAUUUGCUCAAAACAAACACAAGAAGGCGCUUUUGAAUUAAGUGAAGAAGUUUGCAAACGUAUCGAUGUAUCUUCAUCGGAAUCGUUACUGACCACCAUCAAGUCUUAUGACGUCAGCGAAAAGGUCAAGAAGAUAACCAAUGCUAAAAUCAUUGAAUGCGCGACCGUACUCGCAUAUCUCAAGACCACGGCUUCCACACAUGAAUCUCAUUAUAAAUCAAAAUACGAACAUGCAAAGAAAUGGCUUACCAGUCAAUGUAAUGACGAGGAACUAGAGAAGGAAGUUUUAUCGGUCUGUAGUACAUUAGUGAUGGAAAAGACUUCUGAAACCGCUGUUCGUAAACAAAAGCAAAAGGAAAAGAGGAUCGCAAUAUCCCAUAUCCAAUCCAAAACCGAUGUUACGACCACGAAAAAGAUCAUCAAAGUACAAAAACAAGAUGGUUCCUUUAGCCUCUCUAAUGAAAUUAGCCAACGACUUGAUCUUGUUUCUACCUCCACACAAAACAUUGUUUCUUCCUUUAAAUCAUAUGCCGUUAGCGAACGCGUCAAAACCGCGUCCGUCGUCAAUGAUACCGUUAUCUCCACUGCUCUGACAUGUUCCUAUUUGAGUACUGUCGCCAGUGCUCAUAAAGAAACUUGGAAGGUUGAAUAUGAACGUGCGAGGAAGUACUUGAGAGAACAGAUUAAGGACGUUGAGCUUGAAGAAGAAAUACUGAGAUCAUGCUCGAAACUCAUUGUUGAUAGAAGCCGUUCAAAGGUCAUUUACAAACAAAAGAAGAAGGAAAAGCGAACCGCCUUGUUGCACGUCCAGUCAAAGACAACAGCGGAACAUGCCCAAUCCAUCGUUUCAACACAAAAAGAUACCGGUAGCCUUGAAUUAAGUGAGGUAAUCACCAAGAAUUGUGGCAUCUCAAAUGAAUCCGUCCUCACCUCUGUGAAAACAUAUUCCACCACUGAAAGUUUGAAGAAGGUGACGAAUGUUGAUAUCUGGAAGACGGCGAUUUCAUUAAAUUACCUUGAAAAUUAUUGUACCGCUCACGAAUCCACUUGGAAAGUUCAAUAUAAGAAGGCCAGAGAGUACUUGAGCAUUCAAAUUAAAGAUAAGAAGGUGGAAGAAGAGUUAUUAGAAGCUGCAAAGAAAGUUGUAAUUCAUAAAACCACCACAAACGUUGUUCGCAAGCAAGUCAAAAAAGAAAAGAGAUUAGCCUUGACUAAGGUUCAAUCCAAAACGACUGUAAGUACGGCCAAAGAAAGCGUGUCCACCCAAAAACAAGAUGGAUCAAUUGAACUCAGUGAAACCCUCAGCAAGAAUGUCGAUGUCUCAAAGGAAUCGUUGACCAGUGUCGUUCACUCAUACGCUGUUAGCGAAAAAGUAAAGAAGGUUAAAGAUGAUACAAUCAUUUCAACAGCAUUAGCGAUCAGUUAUCUCAAAACUACAGCAUCCGCUCACGAGAAACACUGGAAGGUUGAGUACGAAAAGGCAAGAAAGUAUCUAAGUGAAAAAGUUAAGGAUGCUAAAUUAGAAGAAGAAAUUUUGAAGUCGUGUGAAAAAUUAGUUGUUCAUAAAACAACGCACAAAGCAAUCAUUAAAGAUAAAUUAAAGAAGAAACAAGAAGCCUUGACUUAUCUCAAUAAUAAGACUUCAGCCGCGACCGUAAUUAGCAUUGUAUCAACCCAAAAAUCUGACGGUUCAAUUGAAUUGAGCAAAGAUCUUAGCAAGCAUCUUGAAGUUUCAUCCUCCGAAACUCUCGUUACUUCCAUUAAAUCAUUUGCAGUUAGUGAAAAAUUAAAGAAACUUACUCAAGUUCAAAAUAAAAAAUUGAUUGAAUCCGCCGUCACCAUCAGCUACUUGCAGAGCACAGCUUCCUCACAAGAACAACACUGGAAAGUUCAAUAUGAGAAAGCCAGAAAAUAUCUUCGCAAUGAAAUCAAGGACACAGAAUUAGAAGAAGAACUCUUGAAAGCUUGUAAGAAAUUCGUUGUACGAAAAAGCACUAGUGUUGUAGUCCAAAAACAAAAAGUAAAACAAAAGAGAAUCGCCUUGACUAUCGCUCAAUCGAAGACUACAGAAGAAACUGUCAAGAAAAUUGUUACAACUCAAAAAUCAGACGGGUCAUUUGAAUUGAGUGAUGAAGUAAGCAAGCAACUCGACGUUUCAUCAACGAGCACUUUAGUUAAUACUUGUCGCGCUUUUGCAACGAACGAGCGUGUCAAGAAUAAAGUUAAAGAUGAUUCAGUUUGGACAACUGCAGUCACAAUUAAUUAUCUAAAACACAACGCUUUAACCUAUGGAUCAACCUGGAAAGUGCAAUAUGAACAUGCCAGAAAGUAUCUCAGCAAAAAAGUUGGUGACGCCGAUUUGGAAGAGGAGAUCUUGAAAACGACCAAGAAGGUAGUUGUGGAAAAGACCACCUAUAAAGUUACAAAAGAACAAAAGAAGGAGGAGAAGCAAGCCGCAUUGUCUAUCGUUCGAUCAAAAACCGAUGUCAAGUCCAUUAAAGUUGUUAAAGAAUCGCAAAAUAGUGAUGGAUCAUUCACACUUGUUGAUACCAUCGCUCAACAUCUUGACAUUUCUUCCAAAGAAACUCUAAACAAUUCUUUGAUAAUUUAUACCACCAAUGAAACCUUGAAGAAAUACAUCAAAGAGAAGAAGCUUAAUGAUGAUGUUAUUUCAACCGCGGUCACUAUUUCCUACCUAAAAGUUAGCGGUUCAACUGACGAGUCAACGGUAGAAUACAAGAAAGCUAGAGAGUAUCUCAAGAAACAAAUUAAUGACAGCGCUAUUGAGGAAGAAGUUUUGAAAGUCACUUCGAAACUCGUCGUUGAUAAAUCUACAAAGAAAGUUAUCUCUAAGCAGAAGAAAGCCGAGAAGCGUCAAGCAAUUUCUGACAUUCAAAAAAGCUGUUCGCCCGAUAAAGCCCAAUCUAUCAUUUCUAAACAAAAGAGUGAUGGAUCAAUUGAAUUAAGCGAUACAGUCAGUAAGGAUCUAAAUAUCAACAAGGAAAAUUUGAAGACCACCGUUAGUACCAUAACUACAAAUGAAAAAGUCAAGAAUGCUUCGGAAUCAGCUUGGACUACCGCGUUAAGUUUAAAUUAUCUGAAAAUUAAUUCUGGUUCGCUUGAAGUUAAGGAAAAGUAUGAUCAAGCGAAGAAUUAUCUCAAAGUACAACUCGGAAACGAUGAGAAAGCUGCGGAUGAGAUGUUGAAAGCAGCGGACAAAUUGGUAAAAGAAAAAAUCGUGGUUAAGCAAGUUGAAGAGAAGAAGCAAGUAGUAAAGCAAAAGGCUUUGUUAGCUAUUCAAACAAAGACCACCGAAGAAACCAUUAAAACCGUCGUUUCAACUCAAGAAAAAGAUGGUUCUUUUGGAUUAAAUGAUGUAGUUUGUAAGCAUCUUGACAUUCCUUCAGGAGCUCUUGUUACAACGGCAAAGAAAUACGUGACAAGCGACAAAUUAAAAAAGAUUGACAAUCCCAAACUAUUCAACACGGCCAUUACUAUCACCUAUUUAGAAAAUACAUCAUCUGCUCGCGAUAGUAAUUGGAAGGAAAAGUAUAAUCAGGCUCGAGAAUAUCUCUCAAAGCAAAUCAAGGAUGCGGAUUUAGAAGAGGAAUUGAUGAGGGCAUCCCAAACAUUGAUCGUUGAAUCAUCUACAAAUGUUGUCCGCAAACAGGAACGACAGGAAAAGAAGGAUUUAAAGGCAGCGGCGCUGAUUUCUCUUCAAUCAAAGAACACUGUUGAAGAUACAAAGAAAGUUUUAAUCGAUCAAAAAUCAGACGGUUCCUUCCAAUUGAGUAAGGUCAUCACGGAAAAGAUUGACGUUUCUAACGAAAACCUUAAUGACACCGUUAAAUCAUACGUUAAAAGUGAGAAACUUAAAUCAAAAGAGAGUGACAAAUGGUGGAAAACGGCUCUUUCGAUUCAAUAUUUGAAAAAGACAGGCGAUCAACAUAAAACUGAAUGGGCUGAUAAGUAUGACAAGGCGAAAAAAUAUCUGAUUAAUGAAGUUAAAGACGAAAAAUUAGUGGAAGAAUUAUUAACUGCCUCAGAAAAGAUCAUCGUAGAAAAGGGCACAGAGAAAGUAAUCACUGACGAGAAAAAGGCUGUGUCCGGUGCUAUUAAAAACUCUACUUCAACUGAGAAGGUCCACGAAAUUAUAUCAAAUCAAAAAGUCGAUGGAUCCUUAGAAUUAACCGAGACUGUCACUAAAGAACUUGAUGCCGAAUCUACCGAAUCACUUGCUUCCACUGUAAAAUCUUACUUCACUAAUAAAGAUAUCAAAUUACCCGAAAACGAUUCAAUCAUUAAAACUGCCAUGACCUUAUCUUUCCUCCGAAAAACGUCAUCCGCGGAUUCAUCACCAGAAGUAAAACAGAAAUACGAAAAGGCGAAGCAAUAUUUAAGCACUCAAAUAAAAGACGAGAAAGUGGAAAAAGAAUUAUUAGAAAAGACCGAUCAAAUUGUUGUUGAUCAUGCAACGAAGAAAGUAGUUAAAGAAAAGGCCCACAAAGUAGUCCUCGAAAAGGUGCAAGAAACCGUAACCGUAGAAGAGGUCGAUAAAGUUACCAAAACUCAAAAUAAUGAUGGUUCGUUUGAAAUUUCCGAAAAAAUUACCGAAGACCUUGAGAUAACCACAACAAAAGACAUUGUAUCCUCAAUUCGUGUCACUGAUGAACGCGUCAAGAAAUUGGACAUUAAAACUUGGAACACGUUCAUAACAUUGGCUUACUGCAAUAAGGUACUAAGUGGACACGAAUCGAAAUGGAAAGUUCAAAACGAAAAGGCUCGUGAGUGGUUACACAAACAAAUCAAGGACGAAAAAUUAGAAAAAGAAAUCUUGGAAUCAUGCGAAAAGGUUGUGGUUGAAAAGGUCUCUAAGAAAACAAUUAAACAAACGUCUGAUAAGAAAAGAGAUCAGAAAGUACAAUCACGAGGUUGGGGUCUUGGUGACGUCUUUGGUAGCAUUUCUCGAUCAAUCACAACUGGUGUCGACUCCAUCUAUCAAAGCAUUGAUUAUUCUACUCGCGAUGAAACCGAAGAAGAAAAGGUAAAUCGAAUUGUCGUUGAAAAACAACAAGCCGCUAUCGUUGCAGUUCAAACGUCCACAACCCUUGAGAAAACUACAACCAUUGUAUCUACUCAAAAAGAAGACGGUCGUUUUGAAUUAAGCGAUGUUAUCCGAAAGAAGCUUGAUAUAGCAUCCAAAGAGACUUUGAUCACUUCAAUUCAAUCAAAAACAGAGAGCGAAUCAAUCAAACAAAUUUCGAAUUCUGCUUGGUUCUCAACGGCCCUGACAAUUUGUUACCUAAAAACAGCAGCACCUCAACAUAAACCACAUUGGAAUAUUCAAUAUGAACGUGCAAGGAAAUAUUUGAAGGAGCAAAUCAAGGAUGAAAAUUUAGAAGAGGAGCUUUUAGCAGUUUGUUCCAAGUAUGUCAUCACUAAAGCCACAGAAAAGGUUGAAAAGAAGCAAACAAGAAAGGCCAUUACUGUUAUACAAUCUUCAACCACUUUGGAAAAAACCAAAACUAUCGUCUCCUCUCAGAAAGAGGACGGAUCAAUCCCAUUGAGUAGUGUAAUCACCAAGAAGCUUGACAUUGAAUCCGACAAAUUAGUUUCUACGAUCAAUUCAACUUGUGACGUUAGUGACAAACUUAAGAACGUUGCUGAUGAAAGCAUAUAUAGCACUGCUGUUUCGCUAAACUAUCUUAAGAUCGCGGCAAAUAAAUACGAAGGUGAAUGGAGAACAAAAUAUGAAGAAUCGAAGAAAUACCUUAGCAAAAAACUUAAUAGCGUCGAAUUGGAGGAAGAACUCUCAAAUGUGACCAACAAAUUUGUUAUCAAGAAGGCAUCAGAAAAAGUGAUUCGCAAAGAAAAACAAACCGCCCUUGUUCAUGUACAAACGAAGACGACUCCUCAAACUGCCAUAGUUGUUUGUAAGACACAAAAACAAGACGGUUCAUUUGAUAUUAGCGAAACCAUUACCAAGAGUAUUGAUGUUACAUCGGAAACUGUAACUUCCUCCGUUCAACCUUACAUCGUUAACGAAAAACUCAAAAAAGUUGAUAGCAAAUUAAUCUCUACAGCAAUAACCUUAAGCUAUCUCAAAACAACUGCCACCGCUCAUGAAAAAACGUGGAGAAUCGGAUAUGAAAAGGCCAGAGAAUACCUUCACAAAGAACUCAACAACGAAGAAUUGGAAAGCGAGUUGCUUCGUUCUUGCGAAAAAUAUGUUUAUGAUAAGACCACGGAAAAGGUUUCUCGCAAAGAAAAACAAAAAGUAAAACGAGUCGCUUUGGCCAAGAUUCAAUCAAAGACUUCCGUCGAAACUACACAGGCUGUUGUUUCAUCCCAAAAAUCUGAUGGAUCAUUCGAGCUCAACAAGACGGUUUCCGACCAACUUGAUAUUACCGACUCAUCAAAUUCUUUAAUUACAACCGUCAAGACUUACGCUGUAAGUGAAGAAUUAAAGAAACACGUGGACAAGAAAGAUUGGUGGUCUACUGCAUUGACGAUUAACUACCUCAAAACUUCGGCUUCGGCUCACGAAGACACAUGGAAGGCACAAUACGAAAAGGCAAGGAAAUAUCUCUCUGAACAAGUCAAAGAUGAAAAGGUGGUGGAAGAAAUCUUGAAAACGAGUGAAAAGAUUUUAGUUGAGAAGACCACCGCCAAAGUUUCUCUAAAGGAAAAACAAAAGAAAAAACGUGUUGCUUUACUUGCCGUACAAUCAAAGACGGAUGUCAAGACCAUAAAGAAGGUUACCAGCACCCAAAAACAAGAUGGGUCUUUUGAUUUGUCCGAAGACGUCUGCAAACAAGUUGAUGUAACAAGGGAAACCUUAGUUACUACCGUCAAAAACUACGCCGUCAGCGAAUCUCUACAAAAAACUAUCUCCAACCACCAUUGGUGGUCAACAGCCUUGACAUUAAGUUACCUAAAAACCUCCGCCUCAGCACAUGAAGAAACUUGGAGAGUGGAAUAUGAGAAGGCGAGAAAAUACCUUCAUGAACAAAUUAAUGAUGACAAAUUAGAAGAGGAGAUUCUUAAAACUUGUUCAAAGAUUGUGGUACAAAAAACCACCGAAAAGGUUGCUAUUAAGCAAAAACAAAAAGAGAAACGUGAUGCGAUUACUGAAGCACAAUUAUCCACCACAGCUGAGACCACACAAGCCAUUAUCACCAAACAGAAAACGGAUGGUUCAUUCGAAUUAAGUAAAGAAGUUUCAGAUAAAUUGGAUGUGUCUUCUGAAAACACCUUGGUAUCCAACAUUCAAAAGUAUACCACCAAUGAAAAAUUAAAGAAGAAUUCAGAUUCUUCGAUUUGGUCUACGGCCGCAACACUAAGUUUCCUGAAAAACAACGCAACCGCCCAUCAAGGACAAUGGAAAGAUAAGUACGAUCAAGCUAGAAAGUAUCUUAGUGAGAAAGUAGGUGACGAAAAAUUAGAAGAAGAAAUCAUUAAAACGUCGGAUAAAUUCGUGAUAGAAAAGACGGCCCUCAAACAAACAAAAGAAAAGAAGAAUACCGAAAAGAAGGCAGCCUUAGUGACAAUUCAAUCAAAGACCAAUGAAGAAACGACCAAAACCGUCAUUUCAACUCACGACGAAAAAGAUGGAUCAUUUGGGUUAAGUGAAGUAGUUUGCAAAGAUCUUGACGUCUCUUCAGGAACCCUUACAACAACAGCAAAGAAAUAUGUAACGAGUGAAAAAUUGAAAAAGAUUGAAAAUCCUAAAGUUUUUAAUACCGCUGUUACUAUUGCCUAUCUUCAAACUACAUCACCUGCUCAUGAAAGCCAGUGGAAGGAGAAAUACGAAAAAGCUAGAAAAUAUAUCAAGGAACAAAUUAAUGACGAGACUUUGGAAGAAGAAUUAUUGAAAGCAUCUCAAAAAUUAGUCGUCGCAAAAACAACUAGUAAAGUAAUUCGGGAAGAAAAGAAGAAUGAGAAGGCUGCAGCGCUUGUGGUCCUCCAAUCAAAGACCACCGUUGAUACCGUCAAAGAUGUUGUUUCAGCUCAAAAAAGCGACGGAUCUAUCAAAUUAAACAAGGUCGUGUCCGAACAAAUUGACGUUUCAUCCGACAAUAUUACAUCAUCAGUUCAAACUUAUGCAGUAAGUGAUAAACUAAAGAAACUUCCUCAGGAUAUAUGGGAAACGGCGAUUAGCUUAAGCUUUUUAGGAACUUCUGGAUCUCAACAUCAAGAUCAAGUCAAAGAACAGCAAGACAAAGCAAGAAAGUAUUUAAGUCAACAACUUAAAGAUGAAAAAUUAGAGAAAGAAUUAUUAGACGCAUCAACGAAAUUUGUCGUGGAGAAGAGUACCAAAAAAGUAGUUAACGAAGAAAAGAAAGCAGCCGUCACCGCUAUUAAAAGUUGCACUUCGCCGGAAACUGUUAAAGUAGUUGUAUCUAAUCAAAAAGAGGAUGGAUCAUUUACUCUUGAUGAUAAAGUUGUUAAAGACCUUGAAGCUACUUCUUCAAAAUCUCUAGUUUCUUCAGUUCAAACUUAUUUCAGUGACAAAAAAUUAAAAUCACCGGAGAGCCAAUCAUUGAUUAAUACUGCAUUAUCAUUAUCAUUCCUCAAAAAGACCGCCCCAUCUUCAGAAGCUGAUCAUAAAGAAAGUUACGAAAAAGCAAGAAAAUAUUUAAGCACACAGUUAGGUGAUGAAAAAUUAGAAAAGCAAUUAUUGGAAACAACUGAUAAAUUUGUUGUUGAACAGGCAACUAAAAAAGUUGUCAAAGAAAAAGCCAAUCAAGCGGUCGUAAACAAAGUGCAAGAAUCCGUUACCGUAGAAGAGGUCGAUAAGGUUACCAAAACUCAAAAUAAUGAUGGUUCGUUUGAAAUUUCCGAAAAAAUUACCGAAGACCUUGAGAUAACCACAACAAAAGACAUUGUAUCCUCAAUUCGUGUCACUGAUGAGCGAGUCAAGAAAUUGGACAUUAAAACUUGGAACACGUUCAUAACAUUGGCUUACUGCAAUAAGGUAUUAGCUAAACACGAUUCGAGAUGGAAAGUUCAAAACGAAAAGGCUCGUGAGUGGUUACACAACCAAAUCAAGGACGAAAAAUUAGAAAAAGAAAUCUUGGAAUCAUGCGAAAAGGUCGUGGUAGAAAAGAUUUCUAAAAAAACAAUUAAACAAAGGUCUGACGAGAAAAAGCAACAAAAAGAAAAGGAGAAGUCAAGUUGGAUUUCGAUUUGGGAAGGCGUUUCAAGUGUUGGAUCCACAGCCACUAAUGUAAUCCAAAGCGGUUACGAUAAAAUCGGGAGCGAAGCAUUCUCUUCUGGUCCUGAUUCUGUCUAUCACGGUUAUGAAAUUAUCACCCUUCAGUCUAAGAUCACUCCCGAAACCACCCAAAAGAUCGUUUCAACUCAACAAACCGAUGGUUCGAUUAAAUUGAACGAACAUGUAACCAAACAACUUGAUAUAUCUUCUGACAACUUAAAAACGACAGUCCAGAAUUAUGGCAUCAGCGAACAAUUAAAAAAUGUCUCCCAUAAUGCAUGGGAAACAGCUUUAAAUCUCAGAUAUUUGACUAUUGCUUCAAAACUUCAACCCGAAAAAUACAAAUUACAAUCUGAGAAAGCCAGACAGUACCUUAUUGAGGAACUUAAAGAUGAUAAGUUAGUAAAUGAGCUAUUAACCACUUCGGAUAAGAUUAUCAUAGGUCAAAGCGUUCAGAAAGAGAAGAAAGAUGCCGUUGCAACCGUUCAACAAUCUACUUCAACUGAGAAGGUCCACGAAAUUGUAUCGAAACAAAAAGAUGAUGGAUCUCUACAAUUGACCGAGGAGGUAUCUAAGGAGCUCGAAACUGAAUCUAAUGAAUCAUUGGUAUCUUCCGUCAAAUCUUACUUCACCACUAAAGGUAUCAAAUUACCGGAAAGCAAGUCAAUCGUUGAAACUGCCAUGACCUUAUCUUUCCUCCGAAAAACAUCAUCCGCGGAUUCAUCACCAGAA
Funneliformis caledonium is the source of this 15906-nucleotide messenger RNA. The record is from the annotation of a GenBank genome assembly. NCBI's taxonomy places the organism in Eukaryota, Fungi, Glomeromycota, Glomeromycetes, Glomerales, Glomeraceae.